UAAUCUUAUUUUUAUUAAAUAGACAAUAUUUACAUGAAACAGUGUACAAACAAAAGUUUAUUGUUUACGAUUUCUAUAUCAUUGACCAAAGAUAAUCAUUCCCAUAUGUACCUGCGUAGUCCAAUGACAGAGACAAUGACUAUAGAGUACUAUACACGACAGGUUGAUUCUUGACGUCACAUGGCAGACUUAGAGGGGAUGAUUGAAUUUCGUUGUGGUUGUCAACAGUAUGGUUCUGUGGAGCAGUUUCUGAUGCACGGUGUGAGGAAAAAUACGCGCAGAUCCUGUGGAACGAUAAUUCGAUCGUCGCAAAUUAAUUUUUCAAUGACAAUUCACGUCGGUCAACUCAUUCAGCUAUACGCUGCCAGUUGAAUGAAGAAACUUUCUUAACCUAUAAAUGUGCUGGUAUGCACUCUGCAAAGUCACUGUACUAUAACCCGAAUACUGUCAGAGCUUCGCAAAUUUUUAGUGUUAUUUUCGUAAAUCUUAUACAUUGUUGUCACAAAAAUGGCCGACAAGCUGGAACGUCUCAGGAUAUACUUUGUCACAUGGAAUGUGGCAACAAAGUAUCCUGAAGAAGACUUAUAUCAGCUUCUUGAUGUUAACCGUAAUAUUCCUCCAAAAACAAUGCCAGAUUUAUAUUUUGUUGGGUUGCAGGAAGUGAAAGCACAACCACAAAAUAUGUUAUUAAAUAUGAUGUUUGAUGACCCAUGGACUAAAGCUUUUAGGGAUGUAUUAAAAAAAUAUGGCUAUGUGAAAGUAUGUACACAACGCUUACAGGGUAUAGUAUUAAUUGCAUUCUGUUUGCGAAAACAUAUCACUCAUUUAAGAUUAAUGGAAGCUCAGUAUACGCGAACUGGUUUUGGGGGCAUGUGGGGUAACAAGGGGGCAGUCAGUAUCAGAUUAAAUAUAUAUGGCAUCAGUAUGUGUGUUGUGAAUACACACUUGACAGCUCAUGAUCAUUUAUUGGCAGACAGAAUAUCAGAUUAUAAUACAAUACUCGCAAACCAUACUUUUAGUUGCGCAGACACAUCAAAGAUAUUAUAUCAUGACUAUAUAUUUUGGAUCGGUGACCUAAAUUUCCGACUGUAUGGAGAAGACUUAACAGCUACAGAUAUUAACAUGAGGGUUAAAAAAGAUCAACUAAAAUGCUUAUUAGAUAGAGAUCAACUAAAAAGGGUAAUGGCAAGUGGAGAAGCUUUUGCGGAAUUGAAUGAAAAUGUUAUUACAUUUCCACCUACAUACAAAUAUGAAUUUGCUUCUCAAGAAUUUGAUCUCAAACGUAGACCAUCUUGGACUGAUAGAAUUUUAUACAAAGUGAAUGCUGAUGUAUAUGAUGAUGUAAAACUUAGUGCAACUCAGCAUAGUUACAAAAGUCAUUCCAGUUACAUACAAUCAGAUCACAAACCGGUCACAGGGGAAUUUGAUAUUGUUGUCAGACCCAUAGUGCCAGAUCACGGUGUAGAGUUCCAACCUGUAACACAAUGGUUCAUUGAUGAAGAAAAUUCUGUAUCAUAUAGACUGUUGGGAGAUUCUAGACCUACCAGUUGUGAUUGGGUUGGUCUCUUCCAUAAUGAUUUUUCUAGUUUAGACGAUUACAUUGUCUACGAAUACGUAGGCAGAGGUAAAGCGCCUUUUGAACGUCAUGCAAUUACAGAACGAAUUUACUUCAGCGAUACAGCGCUACGUUCACCGGGAAUGUACCAAUUGGUUUAUGUUGCUCAAAGUGGGAAUCUACUUGGAAUUUUAGGCGUUAGUCCACCGUUUCCAGGUCACCGCAGACCAUAGAACAACGGUUGAACACAAUAUUUGGCUGCAUACAAUUACAACUUAUGUAUAUGCAGAAGCACAUACAAUAACUGUGUGCACAUCUAUCGUAUCCAGUGACCAAUUUCACAUAAGAAUUAGAUGUUUUUAUUGUGAAUAUGAAUCAUUUUAUUUAAAUUUUGUAACUCUUUGAAGUUCAAUAUUUUGUAUUCCUUUACAAAAUAUUGAAGUAACAAUGUGUCUAUAUUUUUUAAUCUGGAUCAUAAAAAAAAUCCAUUGCAUUCAAAAUGUGCGAUAUACAUACGCGAAAUUUAUUUAGAGGCAUACUCACAGAUGGACUGUUUUGGGCUGACCGUAAAAGGAAACUAUUCACUUUAAUAAUAGCCAACUUUACUGUGGGCAUGUUUCGGGAUUAAAUUCUGCGUAUGCACGUAAUCGGACGAUUGAAGGUUCAAAUGCACUGUGAUGUCACAUAAUAUCGCUUUAACAAAAUUUAAAGAGUGAAUACAGUUUACUUAGAAAUUAUAGCUAUUAAAUGGAGAAAAAUAUUUUCACGUUACUGUAUUAUUUACUAAUAUUGCGUGUUUCUCAGAUUACCGCUAGUAAAUGUUGUGUGCAAUAUAUUUAUAUUUUUUAACAGUUUUUUAAUUAGUUCUAUUAGUCGAUAGUGUUUUAUGAAACUAUAAACAUACUUGCAUUCCAGAAUUCUGAAGGGCGCAGUAUCUGUUGAAUAAUACGGAAAUAUUUGUGACGGUAUAGAGUUAUGUGGAAAGCUAUAUGUACUCAGAAUUUGGUACCUGAUUUUUGCUUUUUGGGUUAUAGCCCGGAAGCAUUAUUACUUAAAUGUUUUACGCUUUAGAGCUUAGAUGAAUUUUCCGACGUGUUUUUGAGCACUUAUCGCUUGUGCACGCGUGCAUAACAUUUGAAUAUUAGUUGAACACAUUUUUCGACUGGGUUGGAAAAAUUGUUACAACGGUUUGGUUGUACAAACCUGCGUAUUUUAUUUUUAUAGUGCGUAGAAACGCAUGGAGACGAACAAACAUACAUUAUGGUAUAAAUGGGGAUGCAAAUAAAGAACAAUAUUUUUUA
Megalopta genalis is the source of this 2856-nucleotide messenger RNA. Its product is annotated as inositol polyphosphate 5-phosphatase K. Gene Ontology annotation, cellular component: cytoplasm; plasma membrane; ruffle. Gene Ontology annotation, molecular function: phosphatidylinositol-4,5-bisphosphate 5-phosphatase activity. Gene Ontology annotation, biological process: phosphatidylinositol dephosphorylation. The record is from RefSeq and is a predicted model, not a curated record. Lineage: Eukaryota; Metazoa; Arthropoda; Insecta; Hymenoptera; Halictidae.